This is a messenger RNA of Xiphias gladius (swordfish), 2982 nucleotides long. Its product is annotated as glutamine-rich protein 1-like. The record is from RefSeq and is a predicted model, not a curated record. NCBI's taxonomy places the organism in Eukaryota, Metazoa, Chordata, Actinopteri, Istiophoriformes, Xiphiidae. The transcript has 12 exons. The coding region runs from base 593 to 2857 and encodes 754 amino acids.
ACACCUGAUUUGUGCACGUCGGGGCUGCAAAUGGCCGGUGCGAGUGUAAUUUCAGUUUUCGCUUGACAUUUGCAGAGCGCCACACAUUGUCGCAGGUCUCGGCCAUGCCAUGGGAUGGGACUCUUGUUAUCAGGGCAGCGCGGCGGGCCGUCGUCUGGCGGAGCAUUCUGAAGAGGAGUCCGGUUUUUUCUCGGGGCCUAUACUUCCGUCAUUUUAUACCCCACUGGAUGAGCACGGUGGACCCGUUUUCUGCGUGUGCGGCGGUGUGGUGCGGGCUGUGGUAACAGCACUCGUGAUUCUGCCGGAUAAAUCAAUCUGUGCUCUGCAGGAGCUCGGGACACUUGUUUUGUACGGACAGCAGCCUGGAUCUCGCCCUGAAACAAGCAGACGUCAGAGACCUCGCCUGCUCGCUGCCGCUUAAUUUGACCAAAUCACAGCAUUGUUUGCGGGGUUACACCGCUGCCACAUGCACUAUGUAGCGAAGUGAAUGACAUGCUGUUGGUCGCUGUUAGACGUUUAUCGGCUUUUUAGUUUUAAACACCGUGCCUUGGCGGAAAGGAGAGGAUUUCGUUUUAUUUAAGGUCCAGUGACGAUGAAUGAGCAGGAGAGUGGGGUGGUUUCCUUUGAUGAAUAUGUGCGGCAGAAGGCCCGCACUGUGCCACAGCACAGGAUGAAGGAGUUCCUUGAGUGUCUUGCCAAGGGCCCAGAGGUGCUGCAGGAGUUCAGCCAGCAGGAAGGGGCAGCCACCACUGCAGCCAUGGUGUACCAGCAGCAGGGUACAAAUUGUGUCUACACAGACAGCACAGAGGUGGCUGGAUCUCUCUUAGAGCUGGCUUGCCCGGUACAGGUGACCUCAGCGGAGAUUUCACCUCAAUUGUCUGUGCACCAAGGGUCUGAACAGCAGCUUCAAGUGCAGGUUCAGAUCCAGGAACAGCAGGGCCAGACAGUUGGCCAGGUUUUGCAGGUGGCCUCCCCCUCUCAGCAGGACCUUCAGGGAAUCUCCACAGCCCAACUUGUCCAGCAGGGAGAGCUCACAGAGGAGCAGCAACAGCAGAUUCAGGCACAGUUGGUUGCAGCUGUAGCUGGAGGACAACAAAUCCACUUACAAGGAACGCAGCAUAUUCAGCUGCCAGGCGGCCAGCAAAUUCAACUUCAGGCUGGCCAACAGAUUCAAUUACAGGGUGGCCAGCAAAUUCAGCUACAAGGUGGACAACAAAUUCAGCUGCAAGGUGGCCAGCAGAUCCAGAUCCAAACCAUAGAGGCCAUGUCUCCUUCCCAGCUACAGGACUCUUCCAGGGAGGCAGAGAGGAGGUCCGGCACUGUCUCAGCUGUUCUCCAACCUGCCAAGAAGCGUAAGGUGGAUGUCCCUCUAGCUGUUUCCUAUGCUGUUCCACAGGGUCAGCAGGUGGCUACAGUUCUGGCCAUCCCUCAAGGGCAGCAGCAAAGCUACGUGUCCUUACGACCAGAUUUGCUCACUGUUGACAGCGCUCAACUGUACAGCACCACCGGAACAAUCACAGGUCCCACAGGUGAGACCUGGACGAUCCCUGUGUACUCCACUCCACAACAGCAGGGUGUAACUCAUAUUGCCAUACCACAGGAGACAUACAGCACAGUGCAAGUUACCACCACCAACGGUAAGGACAAAAUGUCCCCCAGUUCAUCAUCAAGGUCUGCAGAUGUGCAGUUGGCCUCCACGGGGACACAGGAAGAAAUAGUACAGACCCUGUUCCCAGCACAGUUCAUGAACGGGAACAUUCACAUCCCUGUGGCAGUGCAGACUGUAGGAGGGACUUACAACACCACACAGUCGGUACACAUAUGGGACCCAAAUCAACAGCAGAGCCAAGGAGAGGAGGGACAAGAACACCAGCUCCAUCUGCAGGGUCAAGUACAGACGGAUGUUCAUGCUGAACAGCCUACCGAAAUUCUGGUCCCUGUCUGUCUAAAGCCAGAGGAGGGCCUGGAGGUCUGGCGCCUUUGGGUGAAGCGAAAAAACGCAGAGCUAAGCAAGCAGGAAAAGACAAAGCUGGCACCCAUAGGACGUCGUCAGCCCCUGCGUUUUCAAGAAGACUUGGUGUCCAGUGCAGUAGCUGAGCUAAACUUGGGUCUUUCCCUGAUGACACAGGAAGCACGCGGAUCAGAAGAAGAACAAUUUGCACCCGAUGUUCUGUAUUAUGUCUUCUUGUGUAUACAAAAGUAUCUCUCUGAAAAUGGACGAGUGGAUGAUAUUUUCUCUGAUCCAUACUACACACGUUUUUGUGGGUCUUUACACAACAUCCUGGAGGGUUGGAAACCCAGUGUCCAUCCGUUAGGUUACAUCAUUCCAAGUCAUGUGACAGAGGAGAUGCUGUGGGAGUGUAAACAACUUGGUGCACAUUCACCAGCCACACUGCUUACAACUCUAAUGUACUUCAAUACUAAGUAUUUCCGCCUGAUAACACCUGAACAGCACAUGAAAGUAGCUUUCUCUAAGGUCCUAAGGCACACAAGGAAGAACCCCACUAAUGCCAAGGACAAAGCAACCAGUAUCCGGCUUCUCAAAGGACAAGGUCCACACAGUGCCGGACAAAAAGGAACUGAUGACAUGUAUGAAGAACAGGUCGAGGAUCCAGAGAACCCUCUUCGUUGUCCCAUUAAACUUUACGACUUUUACCUCUUCAAAUGUCCUCAAAGCGUCAAAGGACGCAACGAUGCAUACUACAUGACUCCAGAGCCUGUAGUUGCACCCAACAGCCCGAUGUGGUACUCAUCGCAACCCCUCACGAGUCAGCAAGUGGAGCACAUGCUGGCUCGGAUCAUUGUGGUCCGAGAGAUCCAGGAGAUUAUUGGCACUGGUCCAGAGAACAUGAGCUAAACUGCGCGGACUGACUGGACUGAUGGGAACUAGUUCUCCCAUCACAGAUUGUUGACUAUGCAGUACCUAUCCUGACUCUAUAAACACGACUGGCCAUCUCAAAUAAAAUGGAUCAACUUCUGAAA